UCACAAAGCAGCAACGUUUUUCAGCCAGCCCUAUUCCACCAGGCUUUCUCUCACCCCCGCUCUCAUUGUCUCUCUUGCAUCGACCAUAAUUCUCCCUGGGAUCCCCCCGCAACUUUCCGGUGCUUCCCCCUGUGAACAACCAGGACUGCUGCUUCUCCAGGUGCAGCCCCUGCUAGGUGCGCUGGCCCGGGGGCUUUCUGCCCCGGUGGGGAGGAAGGCAGAGGGCGGAUCCCGCUGUUCUGCAAGAGGAGAGGAGCUGAGCUGAGCUGAGCUCAUUCCAGUCGGCAGCGCCGUCAGCUGAUGCAGAGGGGGUCCUCUAGCCUCUUCCCCCCUCUCCCAAGUGGAUUAAAACUCUUGCCGCUGAGUUUCUGGGUCAGGAGGAUUAUUCCAGGGGAUGUGGGCUUGGUGAAUCAUUUCAGCCACAGACUGGAUUCAACUUGGGCCAGCGGCUCCUCCCCACAAAAAGGAUGGCUUCCAAUUUUAAUGACAUAGUGAAGCAAGGGUAUGUAAAGAUUAGGAGCAGACGUUUAGGUAUUUAUCAGAGAUGCUGGUUAGUAUUCAAGAAAGCUUCAAGCAAAGGGCCUAAACGACUGGAGAAGUUUUCAGAUGAGCGUGCUGCCUAUUUUAGGUGCUAUCACAAGGUCACGGAACUCAAUAAUGUGAAGAAUAUAUUACGAUUGCCAAAAAGCACGAAGAAACAUGCUGUAGGCAUUUAUUUUAAUGACGACACGUCCAAAACCUUUGCUUGUGAAUCAGAUUUUCUGGGCAUUUAUACAGAACUCGAGGCGGAUGAGUGGUGCAAAGUGCUGCAGAUGGAAUGCCUAGGAACUCAGAUUAAUGACAUAAGCCUUGGAGAGCCUGACUUGUUGGCAUCUGGUGUAGAAAGGGAGCAGAGAGAGAGAUUCAAUGUGUAUUUAAUGCCAUCCCCUAAUUUAGAGGUGCAUGGGGAAUGUACCUUGCAGAUAACAUUUGAGCAUAUCUGUCUUUGGGAUAUCCAGAAUCCCAGAGUAAAACUCAUCUCUUGGCCAUUAAGUGCCCUCCGGCGGUAUGGACGAGACCCAACUUGGUUUACGUUUGAAGCAGGGAGGAUGUGUGACACUGGGGAAGGACUAUUCAUCUUUCAGACAAGAGAUGGGGAGGCGAUCUAUCAGAAGGUUCACUCAGCUGCUUUGGCCAUAGCAGAACAACAUGAGCGCUUAUUACAGAGUGUGAAAAAUUCAGUGCUUCAAAUGAAAAUGAGUGAGCGAGCCGUCUCCCUCAACACCAUAGUGCCCUUGCCUCGGAGUGCCUACUGGCAGCACAUUACACGGCAACACAGUACGGGCCAGCUCUACGGCCUACAAGAUGUUUCAAGCCCCCUGAAGCUUCAUCGAACAGACACUUUCCCCACUUACAGAUCAGAGCAUUGAUAAAAGACUGUAAAGGAUUUGAAAACUCUCUCUGUCUUGUGACAGCUUGGCCCAGCGGAUAAUAAUGAUGACGGCAAGCAAACAAAGGUGGAAAUACAGAAAAAGUCAGCUUGGAUUGAAUUAAGUCCUUGAAUAAUUUUUUUUUUUAACCUUGGCAAGAAAGGAAUGUGUUCUGUAGAUAUUAAAAAAAAUGCCAAACCAACGAUCACACGUUUAUUUAAUAUUUUACACCUGAAGGGGACAGAAAUCAGCCCCUAAAUGUUCCUGAAUGUUUUUAUAUGAUAGAUAUAUGUUGCAAAUAUAUGAAUUUGUCUUAUGAUGUGGGGUACUGUGAUACCACUUAGUCUGUUUCCGCAGUGUGUUUGUUGAUGUCAGCUGUGCCAGCAAUCUCAUGGUUCCUGUUUGUUGUAACUCUUACCCUUUAGUUGCUAACAUUAUUGGUUAAGACUAACCUUUGACCAUAGUACUUUCAGAAAUGAUGGCCAGCUUUAAGCAGCAAUUGGAUCUGUUUUUCCUGUGCUAAGUCUCCUUGAGUCCUGAUAGACUUUUAAAAGGACACUGUCAAAGUUUCUUCAAUUUUUCCAUGUUUAUUUCCAACUCUGUGGUGUUUAAAAAUAAAACUUUUCCCCCCACCAA
Chrysemys picta bellii (western painted turtle) is the source of this 2045-nucleotide messenger RNA. It is a transcript of the gene DOK5, whose product is annotated as docking protein 5. The record is from RefSeq and is a predicted model, not a curated record. NCBI's taxonomy places the organism in Eukaryota, Metazoa, Chordata, Testudines, Emydidae. Gene Ontology annotation, biological process: cell surface receptor protein tyrosine kinase signaling pathway; positive regulation of MAPK cascade; Ras protein signal transduction. Gene Ontology annotation, cellular component: cytoplasm.